Trichoderma reesei QM6a is the source of this 1251-nucleotide messenger RNA. RefSeq lists its product as uncharacterized. The coding region runs from base 1 to 1251 and encodes 416 amino acids. Gene Ontology annotation, molecular function: mannose-1-phosphate guanylyltransferase (GTP) activity. The record is from RefSeq and is a predicted model, not a curated record. Gene Ontology annotation, biological process: GDP-mannose biosynthetic process. The transcript has 3 exons. NCBI's taxonomy places the organism in Eukaryota, Fungi, Ascomycota, Sordariomycetes, Hypocreales, Hypocreaceae.
AUGUCUCCCAGCCUCGGCCGCGAGAGAGCCCGAUCACCUUUCCUGCCUCGCCACCCUUCAACUGCCCCGUCCGUGCCUUCGCAGGCCCUCAUCACAUCGCCGUCUCGCGAGAUUCCCAUCCACUCGCUCUCUUUUACGCAGCGCGAGAUCCCCGGCUUCUACGUUGUGAUCCCCGCAGGCGGUGCUGGUACCCGCCUCUGGCCUCUUUCCCGCGAGAACCACCCCAAAUUCCUCCUUGACGUCAACCUUUGCGGCAACAGUCUGCUACAGUCGACCUGGGAUCGACUUCUUCCCCUGGCUGGGCCUUCGCGGAUGACUGUUGUGGCGGGGCCUGCCCACUCGGAGGGCAUCCUCGGCCAGCUGCCCAACCUGGACUCUUCCAAUUUGUUCACUGAGCCUGGACCCAAAGAUUCCAUGGCUGCCAUCGGCCUGGCUGCGGCGAUUCUCCUUCGACGGGACCCAGAUGCAGUCAUUGGAUCCUUUGCGGCGGACCACAUGAUAUCUGGAGAGGAUGCCUUCCUCGCUGCCGUCACCGAGGCGGUGGAAGUGGCUCGGGAGGGCUACCUAGUUACUAUUGGCAUCGCACCCUCUCAUCCUGCUACUGGCUUCGGCUACAUCCGACUCGGUGAUCGGCUGGGCCUGAAGACGGCGCCGCAUGCGCGUCUGGUGAGCUCCUUCAAGGAGAAGCCUGAUGCGCACACUGCUGCCAAAUACCUGGCUACGGGGCAGUACCGAUGGAACGCCGGCAUGUUCGUCACCAAGGCCUCUUUGCUGAUGGAGUUGCUCAAGGAGCACUGCCCGGCUCUCUACGAUGGCUUGACGAACAUUUCUGAAGUGUGGGAUGAUGAAGCCGCGCGCAAGGUUGCGCUGGAAGAAGUGUGGCCUACGCUGGAGAAGAUUCCUAUUGACAACGCGGUUGCUGAGCCUGCGGCUGCUCAAGGAAAGGUGGCGGUGAUUCCGGCCACAUUCGGUUGGGAUGAUGUUGGUGACUUUUCGUCCUUGGCUGAGAUGCUUCCCGCCGAGUCCAACAAGCCUCGCGUUCUCGGUGACCAAAGACUGGUCGUCUCUGAGCAAACCGCUGGAGGAAUUGUGGUGCCCGUGUCUGGCCGCCUGAUUACGUGUCUUGGUGUCGACGACAUUGUCAUUGUCGAUGCCCCCGAUGCGCUCAUGGUGACCACGAGGGCCCGUUCGCAGGAGGUCAAGUCGCUGGUGAAGAAAUGCCGCGAGGCUGGAUGGAAGAAUUUGCUCUGA